UAGGCAAAAAUUAAUAAUGUUAAAGUAAUAGCAAUGUGUUGUGCAUUAAGAGUCUGGUAUUGGUCAUGAACUAUGAUAGAACUAUGAAUUAUUUUCCAAAUCAUCUUGUGUACGUAGGCAUGCAUAUUUGAUGUGUCAAUCUCUGAAUUGAAGGAGAAAUUAGAAGAAAUGGUUAAAUGUUGUAUCUAAGUUUAGUAAUAGAUGAAUGGCAAAAUUUAAAAAAGGUGGAGUCAAUGUUACUAUGAUAAGAGUUAAUUAAGAGAUCAUAAGAUUGACAAAUAUUUCGGAUCACCAGAGGAGCAUUUUCCCGAAUUACACAUAUUUGUAUCCCUGAAAAUUAAUCAUUGAUUAAAAAGAAUUACAUACGUAUAGUGUGUAUGCCUCCUGUUGGGGUGAUGAAAUAAGGAGCAUUGGGUGUUGGAGCUGUUUGAAGUUCCAAGAAGUAAUUCGGAGAAAUAUAAUCCAAUAAUAAUAACAAUGGGGUUCUUUGGAAAAGGUGGUCCGGCGCAGGCGGCGGCAGCAGAAGGAGGAGAUAACAAAGACAACGAGGAGGAGAAGAGUGACGGUGAGCCUCUGAGCAGGCAGAUGAGUGAGUCUUCAACUGUGUAUGCAACUGAUCAGGAGGAAGAUGAUGAGUUUGCAUCCAAGUUGCAGCUGGGUCCUCAAACCACUCUCAAGGAGCAACUUGAGAAAGAUAAGGACGACGAGAGUCUAAGGAGAUGGAAGGAGCAACUUCUUGGGAAUGUGGAUGUGAACAAUGUGACAGAGGUUCUGGAACCAGAAGUGAAAAUAAUAAGCCUUUCAAUAGUGUCACCUGGAAGAGAGGACAUAGUGCUUCCAAUACCUGAGAAUGGGAAUCCAAAGGGUCUAUGGUUCACUCUCAAGGAAGGAAGCCCAUACCGCUUGAAAUUCACUUUUGUAGUCAGCAAUAAUAUUGUGUCUGGAUUCAAGUACACCAAUACUGUUUGGAAGACUGGUGUAAAGGUGGACAGCGCAAAAGAGAUGCUUGGAACAUUCAGCCCUCAGGCAGAGCCUUACACACAUGAGAUGCCAGAAGAAACCACACCCUCUGGCUUGUUUGCUAGAGGACAAUACUCUGCUAAAUCAAGGUUUGUUGAUGAUGACAACAAAUGCUACCUGGAGAUCAACUACACUUUUGAUAUUAAGAAGGAUUGGGCUUAAUCAACAUAAUAUAAUAUAAUAUAUUAUAUACAUAUACAUGGAUCGGAUAUCUUCCAAGGAUCCCUACUAUUAAAUUUUAUUUCAUUUAUUCUUUUUCAUUAUUAUUGAUCAUAGAACUCACACAUUUUAGGUACUAAAUUCGGCCUUGUACCACUUUCCGAAUCAGAAGUGCCAUGUUUGUUUCUUUGUCUGUUGGUUAGCUUUCUACUCUCUUCACCAUUUGUGGGUUUGGGAUGGAAGAUACAUUCUCUUCUGUACUCCAUUCAGAGUCUUCUCUUGUAUUUUCCUUAUCAAGAAACUAAAGACCAACAAAUUUUGUGUUAA
Arachis ipaensis is the source of this 1506-nucleotide messenger RNA. RefSeq names its product Immunoglobulin E-set superfamily protein (gene SCN1). Gene Ontology annotation, molecular function: protein binding; Rho GDP-dissociation inhibitor activity. The record is from RefSeq and is a predicted model, not a curated record. Gene Ontology annotation, biological process: Rho protein signal transduction. NCBI's taxonomy places the organism in Eukaryota, Viridiplantae, Streptophyta, Magnoliopsida, Fabales, Fabaceae. Gene Ontology annotation, cellular component: cytoplasm; cytosol; membrane.